Hansenula anomala is the source of this 1668-nucleotide messenger RNA. It is a transcript of the gene ABP1, whose product is annotated as Abp1p. The coding region runs from base 1 to 1668 and encodes 555 amino acids. Gene Ontology annotation, molecular function: actin filament binding. Lineage: Eukaryota; Fungi; Ascomycota; Saccharomycetes; Phaffomycetales; Wickerhamomycetaceae. The transcript has a single exon. The record is from RefSeq and is a predicted model, not a curated record. Gene Ontology annotation, cellular component: cortical actin cytoskeleton; plasma membrane; site of polarized growth. Gene Ontology annotation, biological process: regulation of actin filament polymerization.
AUGGAACAAAUUAACUUAUCCACCCACGGGAAAGACAUCCAAAAAAGUUAUGAACAAGUUGUUAGAGGUGAUCCUUCAACAACUUGGGUUAUUUAUGGACCAGAUUCUUCAAAAGCAUAUAAAGUUGCUGAACAAGGUACUUCAUUCGAAGAAUUCUUGGAAAGUUUUGAUGAAUCUCAAAUCCAAUUCGGUUUAGCAAGGGUCAACCCACCAGGUUCUGAUGUUCAGAAAAACUUGUUGAUUGGUUGGUGUCCAGAUUCUGCUCCUAUUAAGUCUAGAUCUUCAUUUGCACAAAACUUUGCUGAAGUUUCAAGAUUAUUAAAAGGUUAUCAUAUUCAAGUCACUGCAAGAGAUACAGAUGAUUUGGAUAGAGAUGAGCUAUUAUCAAGAGUCAGUGCAGCUGCUGGUGCUCGUUAUUCAAUCCAAUCAGCUAGAACUAAUGCUCCAUCUUCAACCUCAAGCCCAGCACCAAAGGCUUUCAAACCAAAGCCAGCUGAAGCUCCGAAACCAGCUGUUUCCAAACCUUCUCCAAAGCCAGAACCACAAGUUAUUAAACCAUCUCCAGCUUCAAUUGCUAAAAAAGAAGCCGAGGAUGAAUGGAAUGAACCAGAAAUUGAAGAAAGAGACUUCUCUAAAAACCCAUUGAAACCAAAUACUUCCACUUAUAAACCAAUUGGCCGUGUUAAUUUACAAGAUGUCAUCAAGGAAGAAAAAUCGAGACCUGACCCAAGAUUAGAAAUUGAACAAUUGAAAGAAAAAGAAAGAUUAAAGAAAGAUAAAGAACUUGAUGAUUACUUGAAGACAAAAUCUGCAACUUAUGGUGCAAAAGCUCCAACUCCAUCAUCUGGUUUGAAAAAAGAUAACGAUAAAGUUGUCGGUGGUAUCUCAAAGGCAUUUGGUACUGAGAAUGGUAAAACACCUGCACAGUUAUGGGCCGAAAGAAAACAAAAAUCCGCAGGUGCUACUCCAGAGCCAGUCUCCCAAGAAGAGGAAGAUAAAAAAGAAGUUGAACAAGUUGAAGAAGAAGUUAAUGUUUCAGAUCUUAAAAAGAAAUUCAAUAACUUGGAUGUUGAGGCUGAAAAAGAAGAGGAAGAAGAAUCUAAAUUACCACACCCUUCACCAGGUUUACAAAAUGCAUUCCCAAAAAUCACUAAAUUAAGUGACAAGCAUGAUUUUGAAUCACAAAAACCUCCUGCAUUUAAAAAUGGAAUUCCUUCACCAGGUAUAAAGAGUGCGUUCCCAGGUUCUGAUAGAUCUGAAUUCCCAGGCUUAGAAAAGGAAGAAGAAGAACCUAAGCAAGAAGAGGAAGAGGAAGAGGAAGAGGAAGAAGCUCCUAAACCUUCUCUACCAUCAAGAGGUGCUGUUCCUCCACCACCACCUGCAAGAAACGAAUCACCAGCUCCUUCAUUACCAACAAGACAAAAAGAACCUGAACCAGUUCCAGAACCAGAACCUGAACCUGAAGUUGAAGAAGAGGAGCAAGAAGAAGCAGGUGCUAUUGCCAUUGCUGAAUACGACUAUGAAGCUUCAGAAGAUAAUGAAUUAACAUUUGCUGAAGGUCAACGUAUCGUUAAUAUUCAAUUUGUUGAUGAAGAUUGGUGGUUAGGUGAAACUGAAGGUGGUGACAAGGGUCUUUUCCCAGCUAAUUAUGUUACAUUAGAGCAAUAA